Molecule: messenger RNA, 609 nt
Organism: Phaeoacremonium minimum UCRPA7
Lineage: Eukaryota; Fungi; Ascomycota; Sordariomycetes; Togniniales; Togniniaceae
Product: putative ankyrin unc44 protein
Exons: 1
Coding region: 1-609 (202 amino acids)
Source: RefSeq, a predicted model, not a curated record
AUGGAUCCAGUUUCAGCCAUUGGCCUUGCAGGAGCUAUCCUGCAGUUCGUCGAGUUCGCGGGAAAGGUUGUCAGUCGCCUAAAUGAGUUCACCGUGGACUUGAAUCAGAUACCAAAAUCAUUUCGUCACAUUAAGACAGAAUUGCCGCUCAUUGUUGAUGCCUUGAAAAGGAUCUCCGCACAAGUUGAUUCAGGAGAGCUUGCCGAGUCAACGCAGUCGGCUCUCAAGCCGGUCAUCGUGGAGUGUCGCCGCUCGACCGAGCAGCUGGAUGAGCUGCUUGACAAGAUCCUGCCUGCCACUGCUGCCUCGUCCUGGGAACGGCGGAGAAAAGCGGUCGCGAGUCUGGCGAAGGAGAGCAAGGUUGAAGAAAUCUCAGAGGCCUUGGAUAAGUACAUAAGAGUUCUUACUUUCCAUCAAGUCAUUAGAACCGGAUCAGAGUCAGAAACAGCUGCAUUCACAAAAUCGAAUGUUUUCUGGUUGGUACCAUUGGAUCGCAAUGCGAAUUUCGUUGGGAGAAGUGACAAUUUUGAGCAAAUCGACGCCGCAUUCAAGGUCAAGGCGGGCACGCAACCGAAGGUUGCUCUAUUUGGUCUAGGUGGUAUCGGGUAG